Messenger RNA from Zootoca vivipara (common lizard), 4488 nucleotides. It is a transcript of the gene LY86, whose product is annotated as lymphocyte antigen 86. The record is from RefSeq and is a predicted model, not a curated record. Gene Ontology annotation, biological process: positive regulation of lipopolysaccharide-mediated signaling pathway; innate immune response. Lineage: Eukaryota; Metazoa; Chordata; Lepidosauria; Squamata; Lacertidae.
AUGGCGCCAGUUGCUCACUCUUUUAUACCAUCUCAAGGCACGAGUCCUUAUUGGAUUAACAUUUGUUUAAGCAGUUUGUGUAGUGGCUUGGAGCUGCUGCAUUUACUAGAGGGAGGAAGUAGGCAAACUGACUGUUUUCAAGAAAGAGACGCAACCACACAGUCCCUCUUCAACAGCGUGAAGAUGUUUAAAGUUGUUUCCUUUGUCUUUUUGUUGGUUUAUACCACCCCCAGCGUUGAAUGGCCUAUGCACCUCCUCUGCAAGACUGAUCGGCUGGAGGUAAACUACAGAAGCUGUGAUCCACUACAAGAUUUGGCUUUUAGCAUUGACACCUGCUCCAGUGAAGUGCCCGAAACUCUUAACAUCAGAAUAGCAACCAUUUUAAGGUACAGCAUCAGGAAACUGUCUGUGGAAGUAACUCUUGGCCUAAAUGGGGGGAACUUUCCAUUUUUCUCCAAGGAACUUUGCGGAGAAGAUCACCCAGAGUUUCGUUACUGCGGAAAGAAGAAAGGAGAACUAAUCUACUAUGAAGGGCCUGUCUCGGUGGGAUUCCAUGAGCUCCCUCAGGGAGACUUUGAUGUGAAGGUGGAGCUUUUAAAUCAAGACCAUCGCACUAUUAUUUGUGGUAAUUUCACUGUUAAGAGUCACUGAAAGGGUGUUGCUAUAUUUUUGAUGCAGUCAUUAAGGGACAUGACUAAAGGCACCAUGAAUUAGAGAGGGGAUUUGUUUUGCUUUUGGAAACCCUACUGUCUGCAGUCUGGCAGAUGUGGCGUGGCAAAAUAAUGUAACACAAAGGUUUAGUUGCAAUUGCUGUUUACAUUCUGUUGACCUAAAGAAAGUGCAAGAUCCCUGUGCGCCAAUUUGUCCCGCCAAGGUUCAACGCAAUAUAUUCAGCUUUCCUUCCUAUAACACUCUGCUUCCUUUCAUUACAUGUAUUGUUUAAACUCAAGAGUAUGAAUCGAAGGAUAAGUACAUUGAGGUUCUCUCAGUUACUCAUUCUUCCAGUCUGAAAUUCAGUUCCCCACAUUUCUGCAGCUUUUUGCAAAAUCCUAUUUUUUUAAAAAAAAAUCAUGAAAUUUCUUCAGCAUUUUGCGCAACUUUUUCCUAAUAAACAUAUUUUAUACGCAGUUUUGAUUUGUAUACGCUUAUGUGCAACCAAUUUCUCAUCAUAUAAUGUAUUUUAGUAUGUUAUUUUCUUGAAUAUAUUCAUUUUUAUGCAAUUUCCCCUCAAUAUAUGCAUUUUUGGAAACAUUGUUUACAGUAGUUGGAAAACUGUAUCACAAAAUCUGCUGUCUCAGGGAAACUGGUGGAAAGUAUUAUUAAAGAUAAAGUAAAGCAUAUGGAAGAGCAAGUCUUGCUGAAGAGCCAGCAUGGCUUUUGCGAGAGCAAGUCCUUCAUGAACCAUUAGAGUUCUUUGAGAGUGCCAGCAAGCAUACAGGAAGAGGUGAUUUGCAUGACAUAGUAUACUUGGACUUUCAUCAAGCUUCCAGCAAGCCUCCGUGGUUUCCCACAUUCAGUUAAAGCCCAGAACAUGAUGUCAUGAGGUAACAGCCAGGGGCUGGCUGGUGACCCACAUGUUCCACCCUGAGUGCUGUUGGUGGGGAGGAAGGCAAGGCGUAAUGUAAAAAAAUGGAACCUAGAAGUAAGUCCAGAUGAGGCAAAAUCAGAGCAGGAGAUAGGAGUUACAACCAUUUGCAGAGGAGAUCAACAAGCGCAAAUGAAGCUAAGCACCUGCCGAUUCUCCCUUUGCAAGGCACCCUGUCCCUGCCUCACCUUUGUUUCGGCAAUCGUGGGUGUGUGAACACAUGCCUACCAAGGUAGCAUGAAGUCCUGUCCUAAUUUAGAACUGACUGCAUCUGGCUGCCUGAAAUAGCUUUGCAGAGCCAAACACAGCUAUGCUUAGCAACCUCACAGAUCCCGAUUAUAACCUGAGCGAAAAGAACACCCUAUGGUGACACACAGCUCCAGGGAGGAGGUGGAAGAUGCUUUUAGAGAAGCAAGGAAGCCCACCAUCUUCCUGAAUAUCAAGAGAGGCAGAGGCUCAAAAGCUUUCUCGGUGUGUUGGAAAGAACUUUGAAGUUUGCGCCCCGCCCCCCCAAAGAGUAAGGAUUGACUGUCUUCAAAAGGAGCGCUGGAGGAGGGGGUUGCGCAGCAUGCAGUGAUUUUAUUUUUAACACCUUUGUGUUAUCACUUUAUCAAUGAAUUUUGAAGCAAUGUCUCUAAGGCUGUUGCUCUCCACCUCUUUUGCACAUUUGGAGACCUAGUGCUGGCAGCUCUCACAGCCAACUCUUAUGAGUAUAAAUACUUAACAGGUUUUGCUAGGGUUUGACCAUUUUCCUUGUCCCACCUUUUGGGGGGGAAUACGUUGCAUUAUGCAUAUAUUACCAGACUUGCAUGGUCACAUAAACAUCAUCAUGACAUGCAUUGUUCUUAUUUAUUUGAUAUGAUUUCUGUACCCACUUUCACCAGAGGAUCACAGGGCAGUUUGCAAGAUAAAAAUUACCAUCAUGGAAAUUUAUGUGUAGAUUACAGAACGAUGUGUUCGCGGCCUGUAGUUUGUGGUAUGGUUAUGUACUAUUUUUGUGUAUGAUCCCUGGACCUUUUUUGGAGGGGGGGAAAGAAGAUGCUAAGUAGGCAGCUUGAACAGAACUGGGUGCUCAUUGUAAGAAGGGAUAGCAUAGGAGACAAAUCUCAAACACAGUGGAACUCAAAUUCUUACUGAGAUUCAUUUGUACCUCAUUAUUGGCCCAUCCAUACUUCACACAAAUGGCACCUCAGUACACAAUCACAUUCCUGAAUCUCUUGCUUAUGCUUAGAAGCUAGCGGCAAGUGCAAAGCAGCCCUACGCUGCAAACAUUUCAAGCUACCUAGAUACAGCCGUUGCACAGAGACCAGAUCAGAUACAGUGUCAAACUAUGGUUUGUUGCUGUGCGAUUCAGCCCUGUGUUCAACAGUACUUCAAUUUAUCUCAUACACUUUUGAUUUAGCAGUGCAAGAGGGCCCCUCCAAACAAGAAUCGUGCAUUGCAGGACAACCAAUAAAAUAGAUUAACACCACCACAAAUGCACUACUAUUGCAUCAAUGACAUUUUACAGAAUACACCUGCAAAGAAGGAGGGGGAGAAAAUGCUGCUCUGCAUUGGCUCUUGCUUAAACAGCAAUCCUUAAAACCAACUAGCAGGUGGCAGUGUUAACCUGUCACACGGCCUUGAGGCAGCCAUAAUCUUUUGGCGGGAAGCCAGGUUCUAACUGACCAGAAAGCCAUUGAAAUGGCUACUUAAGCUUGUUGUUGCUGUUGUUGUUGUUGUUGUUAAAUGACAGAAAUGGGAAUUUUUGAAACAUGCAGCAGCAUUAUGGCUGUGCUAUAAUCUGCCGUGUUUUUUAAAGCACACACCUUCCAGGCUUCUUGACAGUCAUUGGUAAACUACCUAAAAUCCUAGUUACUGAAUGGAAACAGAAGUUCAGACAGGGCUUUUCCCUCACGUGCCUAAACUGCUAAAUUUGGAGGAUUCUGGGCACUGUAGAUUACCGCUCAUAGAAUUACAAGUCCCAGUAAACCGUCACAAUUUACAGUGCUCAGAGGAAUGGGGAAAUGUGCUUUGAAUUUGCUUUAAAAGCAUAGUGUUUAUGUAUGUCACCAUCAAUUUAGCAGUAGCAUUUCUCACAACUUGCAUAGGUUUGUGUGAGCAGGCCCUGCCCUCUGUCGGGAGCAUGCAUGGGUUUUGAUAGCCCAGAAACAACUGUUAAUGUAGAAGCCAAAAUUCUCAGAAUUUUUGGAACGGCAGGCUUUCAGAGAAAAACUUGCAAAUCAUUCUGUGAUAAAAUUGAGGUCGUAACAAGUUGAAGUGCAUCAAACUCUUGGGGCCCCGUUUGCCAAUUUGGUAUGUGUGUGUGUGUGCGUGCGCGCGCACGCACGUGAGUUUUCCGGUGGGGAUGCUGGAAGAAUCAUAUUCCACUGUUAUAUUAUUUUGUAAAUUGCUUUGGGUUACUUUUUGUAAGAGGAAAGCGACCAGUCAGUGCAACCGAUAAAUAAAAAUAACAACAGCAUCCUUCCAUGCAAACAUAAGAACAGCUAUUUGGGAACUGUGUUUGGACAGUAAUAUGCCAACAACAUCACCAAAUCUUGGCCAAAGGCAGCAAAAUAGCCAUUUAGCUCCGUCCAAGCCACUAGCAAACUGCCAAGUGAUUUGCUACUCCAGCUAAUCUGAAUCGCUGGUGGGCAUCUGAAUGCUUUCUCCUCUUAAUUAUAGCCUUUGUGUUACAGUGAUUUAGACUGCUCUUGCCUUUUGUUUGCGAUGAGGGCUGGGCGUGCAUAAUAGCAGGUAACACAGUACGGCUACAGGAGGGGAGGGCAGGCCAUGCCAGCAUGUGCAAGAGCGAGCUAAAAAAACAAACCAGUUCAUCUGGAAACGAACAGCACAGCAGCAAAGGAGUGUUACUCAUCGUCCAUCAUCUCCCCUCCAUACUCAUGCAAGGACAAGAGGCAGGA